Messenger RNA from Botrytis fragariae, 2037 nucleotides. RefSeq names its product putative trna uridine 5-carboxymethylaminomethyl modification enzyme gida protein. Gene Ontology annotation, biological process: tRNA methylation; tRNA wobble uridine modification. Gene Ontology annotation, cellular component: cytosol. Gene Ontology annotation, molecular function: flavin adenine dinucleotide binding. Bases 1 to 2037 code for a protein of 678 amino acids. The transcript has 3 exons. NCBI's taxonomy places the organism in Eukaryota, Fungi, Ascomycota, Leotiomycetes, Helotiales, Sclerotiniaceae. The record is from RefSeq and is a predicted model, not a curated record.
AUGAAGAGAAGCCUUACGGUGGCAUAUCGUCGCCCCUUACUACAGACUUUCACUAGAAGCUGGUUCCUCCAAAGAAAUUCUUUUGCAAGUGUAGCAGCAGAUACAAGACCAUACGAUGUCGUCGUUAUUGGAGGAGGUCAUGCGGGCUCAGAGGCUUGUGCGGGAGCAGCGCGAUCCGGGGCUAGGACUGCAUUGAUUACCCCGAAACUCGAGAACAUUGGUGUUUGCUCUUGCAAUCCUAGUUUUGGUGGGAUAGGGAAGGGUACCAUGUUGAGGGAGGUGGAUGCGCUGGAUGGAGUUGCGGGAAGAAUUAUUGAUAAAGCCGGAGUUCAGUUCAAGGUAUUGAACCGGAAGAAAGGUCCUGCGGUUUGGGGUCCAAGAGCGCAAAUCGAUAGGGAUUUAUACAAAAAGCAUAUGCGAGAGGAGCUAGAAGCAUACCCGAAUCUUUCGAUUGUAACCGGGAGUGUGGCGGAUAUAAUUGUUUCGAAGGAGGAGGGCGAGGCGCAAAGUGGCAAGAUUACUGGCGUGCGACUGGAAUCGGGCGAAAUAAUACCUACCAAACAAGUGGUUAUCACGACUGGCACAUUCUUGGGCGGGGAGAUUCAUAUCGGCUUGGAGUGUUAUCCUGCAGGGCGCAUGGGGGAAGCGGCAACAUUUGGUUUGAGCAAAUCGCUGAAAGACGCUGGUUUUACUCUGGGAAGACUGAAGACGGGAACACCUCCCCGCCUUGCAAAGGGUUCUAUCGACUUUAAAAAUCUCACCGUGCAGCCAGGGGAUCAGCCACCGACACCUUUCAGUUAUCUCAACGAGACUGUGUCUGUCCAGGACCAGUUACUCUGCCAUGCUACGUAUACGAAUGAGGCUUCACAUGCUGUGGUACGGGCAAAUCUGGACAAGUCCAUUCAUAUCAGAGAGACUGUGAAAGGGCCCAGGUAUUGCCCAUCGCUCGAAUCCAAGGUUAUACGAUUUUCCGACAAAGAUAGACACAUUGUAUGGCUAGAGCCUGAAGGUUUUGACAGCGAUGUCAUCUAUCCUAAUGGUAUCUCCAUGACAAUACCCGCGGAGGCCCAAGAACAACUUUUAAGAACCAUUCCAGGACUAGAGAAUGUCACAAUGACCGCCCCUGGUUAUGGUGUAGAGUACGAUUAUGUCGAUCCUCGAAGUCUAAAAGCAACACUUGAAACAAAGGCAAUCCAGGGUCUUUACUUAGCUGGUCAAAUCAAUGGUACUACAGGUUAUGAGGAAGCAGCCGCGCAAGGUAUCAUAGCCGGUAUCAACGCCGGUCUCGCAUCACAUUCGUUGCCACAAUUGACUCUGUCCCGCAGUGAUGGGUAUAUCGGAAUCAUGAUCGACGAUCUCAUCACCAAAGGUGUCUCUGAACCUUACCGCAUGUUCACAUCUCGCAGCGAAUACCGUAUGAGUGCCCGAGCCGACAACGCCGAUUUACGACUUACGGAAAAGGGACGACUAGCAGGAGUAGUAGGCGAAAAACGCUGGUCCGCCUUCAAUGACGAGGUCGCUCAGAUGGACGGCCUCAAAUCAGCGCUCGAAAAUAGUAAAUUCAGCGCUCCGGUAUGGAUCAACGAUGGCUUCAAAGUUUCAAAUGAUAGCACUAUGCGAAACGCCUUGGAUAUUCUGCGCAUUCGAGACGUCACAAUGAACGAUCUUUCGACUCGUGUCCCGGAGAUCCUAACAUACACCCAACGAAUCCGAGAUAGAGUUGGUAUCGAAGCCGUCUAUGCGCCAUAUGUUAUACAACAAAAAGCUGCGCAGAGAAUCUUCCAAAAAGAUGAGAUGCUUAAACUACCUGUAGAUUUAGAUUAUGAUUCUAUACAUGGGAUAUCUAUGCAUGAGAAAUCAGUGUUAAAGAUCACCAGGCCCGAGAGUGUGGGACAGGCGAGGAGGAUUGAGGGAAUGACGCCGAGUGGAUGUUUGAGAUUGUUGGCUUUUGUGAGGGGGAGAUCGAGGGCGGUUCAGAAGGCCAACAUAUUUGAUGAAGUAGCUAGGAAGAGAGGAGAAAGGAACGUGGCCAGUUAA